This is a messenger RNA of Schistosoma margrebowiei, 450 nucleotides long. The record is from the annotation of a GenBank genome assembly. NCBI's taxonomy places the organism in Eukaryota, Metazoa, Platyhelminthes, Trematoda, Strigeidida, Schistosomatidae.
AUGUCAGAUGAUCAAGAAGACGGAAUGUUAAGGACUGUUGCUCCAGCAUGUAAAAAUCAAAAGUACUCUAUAAGGCAAUCAAUACGCUGGCUGUUAGUUCGUUAUUAUGAUAAAGAAUCAAGGGAACUACAUUUUAAUCGAAUUUUCAGAGUGGAACAAAUUACAUUUGAAACAAGAAAUGAUAAAUCGACCUCUUUAACAUGGAUAAUUGAUGAUAAAAUUUGUUCAACAGAAGAUUUAAUAAUAAUAUUUAAAAAAGAUUCAACAGGAUUUCAUCGAAUGUAUACUAUUUCGGCUAAUGAAAGAAAUUAUCAUUUUACUGAUGAAUUACAUGAUGAUGAACAUGUUAUUAUUACUACUUAUCAUGAUCAGGCAUUCGGUUUAUCUGAAUUAGGUAAAUUUGUAGUAGAAAUAAAUUGUUUAACUGAUAAUUCAAUGAAAUUUUAUUAG